UGCGGACAAUCUACACCUUUCACUCAGACCACUUCCUUGCAUAGUUCAUCCAUGAUGGCAGGAAUCAUGUCGUAUUUCGGUCGGAAGGAUACAAAGCAGUCGGCUCGAGAUGCUAUAGUCGGCCUUCGGCAGCAACUACAACUAAUAGAGAAGAAGGAAGAGCACCUCCAGAAGAAGAUCGACCAGGAACUUAAGAUUGCUAAAGCAAACGCUGUCUCGAAUAAACCUCUGGCAACUGCCGCGUUAAAGCGUAAACGACAGAACGAGACACAACUGGAGCAACUGAGAGGACAACAAAUGCAGCUUGAGCUGCAGGUCGGAACACUUGAGUCAGCCAAUCUCAAUGCGGAGACGAUGGCUGCCAUGAAGAAGGCCUCUGAAGUGCUCCAGCAAAUUCACGGAAAUAUGACUGUUGCCAAAGUCGAUGAGACGAUGGCCCAGAUCAAUGAGCAGCGCGAGGUAGCCAACGAGAUAACGGACCUCAUCUCGAACCCUCCUGGCGCCGACAGUUUAGUAGAUGAUGACCUCGCUAGAGAAUUGGCAGAACUAGAGGAUGAGGCAUUGACAGAUCGACUCAUGGGCGCAGACCAUGUUCCUGUGCACGUGCCUCCUGGUGCUACUCGCCAACCACCGGCUGCUGUGGUUGAAGACGACGAGGAAGCGAUGUUGCGACAGCUUCAAGCCGAAAUGGCAAUGUAA
Molecule: messenger RNA, 699 nt
Organism: Mycena indigotica
Lineage: Eukaryota; Fungi; Basidiomycota; Agaricomycetes; Agaricales; Mycenaceae
Product: Vacuolar sorting protein
Exons: 6
Coding region: 52-699 (215 amino acids)
Biological process (GO): late endosome to vacuole transport via multivesicular body sorting pathway; vesicle budding from membrane
Cellular component (GO): ESCRT III complex; cytoplasmic side of plasma membrane; multivesicular body
Source: RefSeq, a predicted model, not a curated record